GUUCGGAUCGAGUUAAUGGGUCGAAUCCGUUUCCACCGUUUUGCUACAUCCACUACUCCCAGCACGGCAAGGCCCACCAGUCGCCUCGCGAAUCGGGAUCGCAUCCUCCUCGUCGUCGUCCUCCUCCAUCGCGCCGCCUCGUCACCGCCGCGUUCGAACCACCCCUCUCGAUCCCCAAAGAUGCUCUCGGGGAUCAAAUUCAUACCCGGAGAUCAACUCCUCCCUGCGGGGAAGGGUUCGGAUUCCGAGGAAUCGGGCGAGGAGAAGAAGGAUUCGAGGAGAAUAAUGGCGAAGGAUGGUGAUGGAAAGGGGAAGGACGAGAAGAAGACGAAGACGAGGAAGAAGAAGAAGAAGAGUAGGAGAAGAAGCAAGAGGUAUAGCUCGGACGAGAGCGAAAGCUCUUCGGGUAGUGACGAGGAGAGAAGGUCUAAGAGGAGUAGGAGGGGGAGGAAAAAGGAGAGCUUUUCAGAUGAUUCGGACUCAUCUGAGGAAUACGAGGAUCGAAACGGCGGGAGGAGUAAGCGCGGAAAGGAUAUUAGGGUUCGGAGUGGUAAGGGGAAGCACUCGUCGCACGACGAGUUCUCGGAUGAUGAGGAAUUACUUAACAAAAGUGGCAACGAGCUUGCGAGGAAGGAGAUGGGUUUGGAGUGGAUGUUAAAGUCCACAAGCAGGAAUGAAAGUAGUUGUGCUCAGCGAGAAGAGGAGCCCGAGCAACCCGAGAAGCCGAUUGAAGAGCAGAUAAAACAGAUGAACCCGAAGGAGCUGAAUCCAUACCUGAAAGAUAAUGGCAGUGGUUACCCAGAUGAAAAGGCAUUAUCCGAGGCCGGUGACCAGUUACUUUCAUCUUCAGUUGUUGGUGAUGGCGGUGCAAGCUGGAGACUUAAAGCUCUGAAGCGCGCAAAAGAGCAAGCAGCUCGUGAAGGGAGAAAACUUGAUGAUGUUGUUGAAGGACGAUGGGGCUCUUUGGGCCAGCUGGCUGCUUCAGUGGCAGCUUCUAGAGCUGCCCCUACUCAUGCUCAUUUACACGCCAUAAGGAAUAGAAAGAGAGGGCAAACAGAAAAAAGCGAAGCUGUUCCACCUGGUGAACUAAAUGAAGGUCGUGAUUAUUUACGUGGUGUUUCUUCUCGUAAUCCUGAGAUGAGAAAGCCUAGGCAGGAUAAUUUCCCUUGGAAACGGAAUAAAGGUCAGAAUGUCUCUUCAGAGGAUAAAUCUCUCAUAUCUGCAGCACUAUCUGGAUUAAAUAAGUUCGCCAAUGAUGGUAGCUUUAUGGAUGCUAUCAGUCAUUUCCAAAGCAAGGAUGCUAGUGCUUCCAAUAGCUCUUGUGCAAGUUUAGAAGCAAAUGAGGUUAAGGAAAGUGAUCUGAACUCUUUGAAGGAUAAAAGUUCCAACAAAACAUCUUCAGGCAAUAUGAAAGGAUUGAGUGCAAAUCAGUUAGCAGCGAAGAUUUUGCAGCUUCGAAUGAAAGGAAAGCAUGAGGAGGCGGAUAAACUUUCGAAAGAGAUGGAGGACAUGGUUGAGAAGCAGGAUUCAGGCAGUUUGAGUCUGGAAAACAUUGGCAGCUCUAGCAGGCAGUCAGGGGCGCAGAUUUCUGGCAGCCACAAGAAAAGAGAAGAUGAUGCUGAUUUGCACCUUGCGAAGAAAAUAAUGCAGAAUAGACAAUUUAGCUUGUCUGGAAGGGCUGAUGAUGAAUAUGAUUUUGAUGGUGUUGCUCCGAGUAGAAAAAGUAAGAAGAGGAAAGAAGCAGCACCCGAGGAGAAUAGGUUUGUUAGAAAGCAAUUCUCAACGCAAAAGGAGCGUUGCCAGUUUUGCUUUGAGAACCCAUCUAGGCCAAAACAUUUGGUUGUAUCGAUAGCAAAUUUCACAUAUCUGAUGCUACCCCAGUGGCAUCCUGUCGUGGAAGGUCAUUGCAUUAUUUUGCCAUUGCAGCAUGAGGCCGCAACAAGAACUGUUGAUCAGAAUGUAUGGGAUGAAAUCCGAAACUUCAAAAAGUGCCUCCUAAAGAUGUUUUCUAAGCAAGAAAAGGAUGUGGUAUUCCUUGAAACUGUUAUAGGCUUGGCAAAGCAACGCAGGCACUGCUUGAUCGAGUGCAUUCCAAUACCUGACCAGCUUUCUAGACAAGCGCCAAUGUACUUCAAGAAGGCAAUUGAUGAAGCUGAGGACGAGUGGGGUCAGCACGAGAUGAAGAAGCUCAUCCCAACAAGCGGCAAUUUGCGACAAGUUAUACCCGCAAACUUCUCCUACUUCCACGUCGAGUUCGGUCUAGACCGGGGAUUCGUUCAUGUCAUCGACGAUGAAGGCAAUUUCAGCGGCGGUUUCGGGCUGAAUGUGAUCAGAGGCCUCCUCCGACUGCCGGAGGAGGACAUGUACCGCAGGCGAAGGCUCGAGCCGGUGGAGAAGCAGAAGCUUGCAGUCACGGCUUUUAUGAAGGAAUGGGAGCCCUUUGAUUGGACUAAGGAGCUCGACUAGAGUGUAAAUAGCUGAUGUUUCUCAUGUCGAAGACGACGAUCAAUUCAAGCACGACGAAGCAGGCCACGGUCAUGGCCAUGAAAUUGGUUUUGCACACUCCGACGAUCGUAAUCAGGAACUUGGGAACUUGAACCAUCUCGGUCUCUCACAUCAUAAUCCCAAUGACCUCAAUCUUGUAUUCUAUUGUCCCCAGCACCAUGCUGGUGAUCUUGUUGUGAGUAGUAACUGUGAACAUGAUCCUAGCAAUCUAGCCACUCAAAACAAUGAAAUUGCUCUCUUCAGCUACUGUGAUACCACUCCUGUGUCCUGUGAUACGCCACAAGAUUCUUCUUCGGUUGCAGCUCCGAUCGUCCACAUCCGAAAAUCUAUUACCAGCGCCAGGCAUGAACACAUUGCCAGAUGAACAUAUGCAGGGUGCUCAUGGCGUGUUCAUGCCGCAAAACUCACCGAUGAUCCUAAAUUCACAAUCAGGGUCAUCAAGCGUCGGUGGAGUGGGUCGCAAACUUUGCAGAAGAACGGCUUCGUGAGAAAGGAAAUUUACGACAUGCACGGAAUUACUUUGCCUUAUAAACAAGCAUGGACAGGGAAGGAACGGAACGCAGCUAUGUACUUGUGGCGGGAAUGCGCCGUAAUUCUCUUAGACAUCGAGGAAAGCCGGGAAUGAAGGUGAAAGGGAAAGAGUAUGACGGGCGAAACGAGAAAAUUGUACAUCGCAUCCGGUGCAAUCAGCCUGGGCAAUUUCGAACAACCUGUCCUCCGCGUCUCCGUAAGCUUCGUCUAUUUCUUGUUACACGUACACUCUUUGUAUCUUCUUCCAUUAAGAAUAAGAUGAUCAUAUCUCAAGCAUAUUCUUUUCUUUGUUGCUAUUUUCUCGGCGUCUAAAAUUCUGAAUGAUUGAUCGUACAGUAAGUUAAAUAGAAAGAUGCUGAUGUUCUUCGUUUUGGAUAUAUGUAAAUCAAAAGUUACUUUUCUAUAGUUGCUGCAAUUUUUUUCUUGAUUACUAUGUAUUGGUUUGGACUAUUUGCUCUCUCUUUCUUAGCUUUAAUAAAAUGAUGAUACUUUUCUUAUAA
Ananas comosus (pineapple) is the source of this 3536-nucleotide messenger RNA. Its product is annotated as CWF19-like protein 2. The record is from RefSeq and is a predicted model, not a curated record. Gene Ontology annotation, cellular component: post-mRNA release spliceosomal complex. The coding region runs from base 16 to 2466 and encodes 816 amino acids. Lineage: Eukaryota; Viridiplantae; Streptophyta; Magnoliopsida; Poales; Bromeliaceae. Gene Ontology annotation, biological process: mRNA splicing, via spliceosome. The transcript is spliced from 10 exons.